Molecule: messenger RNA, 222 nt
Organism: Miscanthus lutarioriparius
Lineage: Eukaryota; Viridiplantae; Streptophyta; Magnoliopsida; Poales; Poaceae
Source: the annotation of a GenBank genome assembly
AUGGCGCCGCCACGGCAAGGGGAGGAGCAGGAUGUCGGGGGCGAUUCGGCGGCGGCGCUGCGGGCCCCGGCACACGUGAUGGCGCGGGUGUUCUCGCAGCUCGACUGCGUCGACCUCCUCAGCUGCUCCCUCGUCUGCAACCUCUUCGAUGCUACUGGAGUUGGUAUCUUGAUUCUGUGGCAACCACCACGAAUCAAUAAUCAGAGCUGGAUCAUAUCAUAG